Drosophila kikkawai is the source of this 1220-nucleotide messenger RNA. RefSeq names its product Endoribonuclease U-specific (gene EndoU). Gene Ontology annotation, molecular function: RNA endonuclease activity. Lineage: Eukaryota; Metazoa; Arthropoda; Insecta; Diptera; Drosophilidae. The record is from RefSeq and is a predicted model, not a curated record.
GAGCAGUCAUUCAGUGGGCUCUUGACUGCGGACGCGUUCGGAAUAAGCGGGUUUAUCGCGAUCGUUUGUGGAGAGGAGAGCGUGCUGAGGUUCGGGCCAAGAUAAACAGCCUAAACAAAUGUUUGCCCAAUUGCCAUUAGAUAAUUAGAUUAUUCCGCCAUGGACGCAGUGCAGCAGCAAACAGCAAACAACAACAGCAGCAACAUCGACAGCGACAAAUGCCAGAAGCUGAAGAGAUUCGUGAUCGUCGGCCUGCUGAUCACCAUCGGCAUCUUGAGUUGGCACUUUUACGAGUACUUCCACAGCAAGCCGCUGCCUAGAACGCCCGACGAUGUCUUGACCCUCUCCAAGAAUCUCUACGCGGAAGAGACUGAGGUCAGUCCGUACCUCUACAAGGUGAAUCUCCAGGGGAAGACCACAUCCGGCGCCCACGAUGAUCGGGCUCCAAGGAAUCUCUUUGAAUUACACCAAGAUCUACUGGCCAGAGAUGCCAACUCCACGACAGCCCUUCUCAUGCGCCUCUUCGACAACUACGAGCUGGAUGUGGCUGUGGCUGAUGUUGCUACGCCGGAACACGUGCAGGAGCAACAGGACUUCCUCAGGACGGUAAUGAACACUCGAGUGAUGAAGUUGACCAUGCGGUUUCUGGUAAACAAGGACAUUGUGAGCACUGACUACGAUGAUCAGCUGCGUCUGCUGCAGGACCUUUGGUUCACACCCUACUCCCGAGGUCGCGGUAUCGUGGGCAGCUCCAGCUUUGAGCAUGUCUUUAUGGCGGAGCUUCGAGAUCAGACGGUUCUCGGGCUGCACAACUGGCUCUACUUUGCCGACCAGGAGCAGCGAGGCAAUGUGGACUACAAGGGCUGGUUGAGUCACCAAGAAAUGGGAAAGAAAAACCAAAUGCUGCUCAGUCUGCGGCAUACGUUCCACAACUUCCGGAAGCCAGUCAAUAGCUUCUUUGUGGGUACUUCGCCGGAGCUGGAAUUAAGCCUGUACACCGCCUGCUUCCUGACCACGGGGGAGGAGGAACCCUGCCACAUUCAGCUGGGCCGAGCCCACGCCACCAUAGUCUCACACGGAUGGAACUGGAAUGGGAUGCGCCUGAUAGCCACCGCUUAUCCCGACGGCUCCUAAAUCAUCCCACCCAUUCCCCAAACUCAAUAAAACUAGUUACUUUCAUAGGAAACGCAAGGCCCAAAACGCAAAGCUCCAAAGUCAAA